Messenger RNA from Pseudovirgaria hyperparasitica, 2004 nucleotides. RefSeq lists its product as uncharacterized. Gene Ontology annotation, molecular function: protein serine/threonine phosphatase inhibitor activity. Bases 152 to 1720 code for a protein of 522 amino acids. Lineage: Eukaryota; Fungi; Ascomycota; Dothideomycetes; Acrospermales; Acrospermaceae. The record is from RefSeq and is a predicted model, not a curated record. The transcript is spliced from 5 exons.
UAAACACUACCUACUCCGCCAUCGUCACUUCGCUGAGCUCACUUCGUAACGUGUGCUACUCAACUAAAUUUCCAUAGUAUAUCAGCAUAAUUGCGGAGUCUGCUUGAUUCAUUACUUGGCAAUACACAGCGCAACACACAACUAUACCAUUAUGACAGACAGUUCAGGUCUCAAAGAAAAUGAUACGCCUGCACCAACGCACCCAGCACCUAUCUCGACCACCAACCCGCGAUCUCCACACACCAAAGACGCUUUGUCUCGAAUCAAUCCGAGCCCCAUGAGCCAUCGUCAAAGCUUCGGGGAGAAUCUCCGGGGCAUCCCGUCCUCUCCUCGACAACGACACCCUUCCCUAUCACAACAUGCACUUCAAGAAUUGCUCGACAACCCACCUGUUCGAGGUAAUGGAGACCCAAGAUUUCGAGGCCGGGAUUGGCGGACACUGCAACUAGGCGAGAUCGUUAAGGAGAAGGAGCAACAACUACAAUUCGUGACCAUGGAUGACAGCGUCGAGACUGCCACCAACCUCCUGGUGAAUCCGAAUUCCACAAACGUAGUCCUAAUAAGAGAAAGCAGUGAGACGCAGGCCGUAAUCGGUACAUAUGACUACGCAGACCUGAAUGCAUAUCUUCUCUUGGUUGUCGGCCUGGCUCUACCGGAAGAGGGACAAACGGAGUCUUUCGAAGAAUUGGCAAAAAAAGGGCGAGAAGGGAAACCUAUACCACUAAAGGACGUGAAAGACCUGGGUAGAAAAGAGCCCAUCAUCACUCUUGCUGAUACCGCCGAUCUCACAAAAGCUAUGGAAGUCUUUGGCAGCGGCAUACAUCGUUUAAUCGUGGUUAAAGAAGGCACUUUUGACGUUGUUGGAGUUCUAUCACAGUUACACCUCCUAGGCUUCUUCUGGGAGCAUCGCAGUAGCUUCCCGGCUCUCGAGCCCCUAUACAGCGGCGUCUUGAAGGACUUGAACAUCGGGUCGCAUUCAGUCUACUCAAUCAAUGGCGAUAAACCCCUGACGACAGCUCUAGAGCUUAUGAAUAACGAAGGCGUCACCUCUUUGCCCGUUCUUGACAGUCAACGGAACGUCAUUGGGAACAUCUCCAAUGUGGAUGUCCGGCUACUAACAAAGUCUACUUCGCUGCCAUUGCUCAGUUCGUCUUGCAUCCAUUUCAUCUCUGUGAUCCUCUCGGAGCGUGGUAUGGACGAUGGCAAAGAUUCUUUCCCUGUCUUUCAUGUUAGCCCAUACUCUACAUUGGCGCACACUGUGGCUAAAUUGGUUGCCACCAAGUCUCACCGUAUGUGGAUAGUGGAUGCUCCAUCGCCUGCUUCGUCUGCGCCGAGUACACCUGCAACCACACCUGCUGUGCUACACCCUCCAGCGCCUUUCAGUCAAGCAACAUCGACUAUGACACCUCAUGGUAAUAACCUAGGAGCUCCCGCUGUAUCAGCUUCUGCUCUACCAGGCGCUCAUCUAUCUGGACGUCUCUCGGGUGUCGUUAGUCUUACAGAUAUUCUCAAUGUCUUUGCCCGGGCCAGCGGCCUUCACCCUCACGACCCAGAUGAGAUGCGGAGGCAUCGGCGACGGAGCAGCAGUAGCAGCAUCAGGAGAAGCGUAGACAGCAACCGCAGCGGGAGCGUCAGUGGCCGCGAAUCUGGAAGGACCGGUGUGAGCAGUGGUGUGGGCGUUGGGCGAAGCACGAGCGUGGCAGGGAAGAGAGCAACGUGAAGUUGAUGAUGAAAGAAGAGAAUAUAAUCAAGGGUCCGCGACUGUCUUCAGCUGGGAAACUUGUCAGACUCCCGUAUUGUGCUGAAAGAGCCAAGCUGGCUUUGUAGAUGGCUAGAUACUGCCACACACUAGAGGCUGGAAUAUGAUCUUGAGGCUACCGAUUCAAAAGAAAUUGUUUCGAUUAUUACUCUGGAGGUAUAUAUACCAGCAGGCCUGAAGGCAAUCAUGCACAUGGUACAUCAACAUCAUGAUGUAUCACCAUGUAUAUGAAUCGUAUGGAAAAG